Molecule: messenger RNA, 3221 nt
Organism: Crotalus tigris (Tiger rattlesnake)
Lineage: Eukaryota; Metazoa; Chordata; Lepidosauria; Squamata; Viperidae
Gene: P2RX7
Product: purinergic receptor P2X 7
Exons: 13
Coding region: 37-1977 (646 amino acids)
Biological process (GO): monoatomic cation transmembrane transport; response to ATP
Cellular component (GO): plasma membrane; nuclear inner membrane
Molecular function (GO): purinergic nucleotide receptor activity; extracellularly ATP-gated monoatomic cation channel activity; ATP binding
Source: RefSeq, a predicted model, not a curated record
AACUAUAGGAGCUGAGCUUUGUUAGCAGAAAAUUAGAUGGUGAUAGAUAAGACAUGCACAAAGAGGCUUCCUCUGAGGAACUCAUGGCAAAAGAGAGAGAGAGAGGGAGAGAGACUGGGAGCCAAAAGUCCCUUUGGAGAAAGAAAGAAAUUUCCUCCCCCUGUGUCUUUAAGAUUUGUGGGGUUGUGGUUUUUAAUUGUUGUUUCUGGCUCCCGGCUGAGGAGCUGCAUGGUUUUUCUGUGUGAUACUGAAAGCCAGAAGACAGAUUUUUUUUUUUCUCCUUCCAGGAUGGCAGCCUGCUGCAGCUUGGAGAGCGUGUGUGAAUUCGAAACCAACAAAGUAUUACGCAUCUACAGCUUUCGGUUGGGGAGCCUAAAGUGGACAAUCCAUUUUCUGGUUUUCUUCUAUGUUAGUAUCACCCUGCUGGUUGAUCGGCGCUAUCAGAAGAGAGAUUCGGUCAUCAGCUCGGUGCACGUGAAGGUAAAGGGGGUGUCCCAGACUGACAGAAGGGUUUGGGAUACAGCCGAAUACACCAUCCCUGGGCAGGGUGUGAAUUCCUUUUUUGUACUGACUAACAUCAUCAGAACUGAAAAUCAGGUCCAAGGACUUUGCGCCGAGUUUCCUCUCCCCAAAGCAGUGUGUACUACAAACAAAAGCUGUAUGAAAGGACGUGUAGAUCCACAGGGCAUCCAGACGGGCAAGUGUGUGAAUUACAACAGCACCGUCAACACGUGCGAAGUCUCCGCUUGGUGUCCCGUGGAGUCGACCAAAACUGCCCCAACGCCAGCUGUUCUGGACAGCGCUGAGAAUUUCACCGUGCUUAUAAAAAACAACAUCCACUUCCCACAAUUUAAUUAUACAACAAGAAAUAUUCCCCCGGAAUUCAAUAUUUCCUGUGUAUACAGCAAACACAAAGCCUCACUUUGCCCAAUUUUCCGUCUGGGAGAUAUUCUUAAAGAGGCAGGAGAGAAGUUUUCAGAGCUGGCCAUUCAGGGAGGCAUCAUCGGCAUCGAAAUUAACUGGGAUUGCAAUCUAGAUAAAUGGAUGCACCGUUGUAGUCCCAACUACAGUUUCCGGCGCCUGGAUGACAAACGAACCAAUGAGGCCUUGUACCCAGGCUACAACUUUAGAUUUGCCAGGUAUUACAAGCAGCCGGGUGGACGGGAGGAAAGGACCCUGAUCAAAGCGUACGGCAUCCGUUUCGACAUCCUCAUCUUUGGCACGGCUGGGAAGUUCAGCUUCAUUGACUUGGUGGUGUACAUUGGCUCAGCGCUGUCCUACUUCGGCCUGGCUCAGCUAGCUGUGGAUUGUGUGCUCACUUCCUAUACGUCCAAAUCUCAACCAGUGAAGGAGUAUUAUUCCAAUAAAAAGUGUCAGACGGUGCUGGGACCAAGAUGGACUUUGUUUUACGUGACCUUUGUUGAUGAGUGCAACAUCCUAAUGAUCGACGAAUAUUUGAAGACCAGUUUACAGAACAUCAAGGGCAGGAUCAUGGACAAAUGCCAAAGCGAUUUCACGCAGUCUUCCCAAUUUCCAUAUUCGGACCGCAAGGCCUCUCCCCAAAACUCAGAAGAGAUGCAGCUCCUCCAAAUCCGAAGGGAAGGUCCUUGCUUCCGUGAAUGUCCCUCUUGGUGCUGCUGUGGAAAGUGCCGGACGGCAGACGCCUUUUGGGAACAGCUCUGCUGCCGAAAAACGGACGGGGCCUGCAUCGCCACCUCCCCUCUGUUUGAGCAACUUGUCCUCUCCCGACCCGGGCUGGAGUUUGUUCUGCUCUACAGGAACCCCUUGUUGGAUCUGAAGGCUGGGGUUGCCAACAAGCCUUUUCGACACUGUGCUUACGAGCGGUAUAUUCACUGGCGCUUUGGCGAGGGUGACUUGGGUGCCAGGGCUGUGAUCCCCAACUGUUGCAGAUGGAGAAUCAGAGAUGCUUUUCCGAGUGAGAACGGCGAAUACAGCGGUUUUGAGAAGAAGAAGUAACCACCGGUUGCACCUCUGCGUUGCGGCCUUAAGGGUGGAUACACACACGUGCCAAUUAAUCAGCUUUGCCUCCUGCUUUUCAAAAAUGGCCAUUUGUGGCCCUGCCAUCAUCUUUGCUCUUUAACUGGACGAUGUUUUUAGACUAUUGGAUAAGAUCAGAGGACAGCAGAGUUUCGAUCCCAGCUUAGCCAUGAAAAUCCCUGGAAGGCUUUGUGCCUCGUUUCUCUCACUCAGCCUUGUCUACCUCAUUGGGAUAUCCGGAGAGAACCAGGAUUGGAAAAGUCAAUUUACAGGGCUCAGAUUUCUCACAUUUAGGCAGCCAAACUAUGGAAUGAGCCUGCUUGUUUUUCCCCAGAAACCUAGCAGUGGUUUACCCGUGUGAAAUCAGGUCGUUUUGGUUGGCUGAUCCCAACACAGAGCCACCUUUGUUUAAAAACGUCCCUUUGUUUAUUUUAAAAAGAAUCCUUUCUUUAUUUUGUCCUGAAGCUACCUGCACUAUUCUUUUCCCGUAACUCAGCUACCUUUUCAACUUUCUUUUCCCGUAACUCAUUUCUCAGGAAAUGGGGAAAAUCCCUUUUGUUUUCAACAUUGAUAAACCAGAGGGAAUCUUCCCAUUUUAAAUAUCCUUCAAGGAAAGCCUGGAUAUUUUCUGCGCAAAAUGCCUCAGGUUCAGCUCCAGCCUCUCCAUUUAAAAGGGAGGGAGACACAAAGGACAAGGAGGGCAGCGCAGAAAUGCUCUUAGUGCACAGAAUAGGGCUGGGAGAUGCUUUUUCGCUGCCUAGGAAUUCUGUGAAUUGCAGGGAUGCCGUAUCUGGGGAAUUUCUGCCUGGAAAUAACUUUUCCAUUCAGUGUCAUUACUGAACUUUAGUACCUAAAAAGUCUACACAAAAAGAGACUUGGCCCCACAUACUUUUCACGAAUUGCUGUGCUAUGCUUUCUUUUUUAAUCAUUUGGUGGCCUGUUGGCAAAGGAUAGCUCUCUUGUAGUCCACAAGCUGGUCUAGCAAGUUAUUUCAAGUGGGUUCUCUUUAUCAGAAGCAAGGGAGCAAACCUAACAUUUAAGUAGCCACUAACCUUUCCACGCUCAUCUACUUACUUGUUGCAAAAUAAAAUCUAUUUCUUAGCAAUUUUUCUGCAAUUUUCUUUUGAUCUCAUUUUUAUAUAUUGUUGCAGAAUUUAUACUUUUUUUUACAAUACGCUCAUGUGAAUUCUCUGUACAGAUGAAAUUAAAUUUAUAAGAACAAA